AACCAUAUUCAAGCACUUAUGGAARCCMGGAAUGUCGCCAAACCCAAGGAAUGAUCAAGAUCAAACACCUCUUCAUCUUUGCAAGACUUGGACCGCAACCAGGAUCUUAAUAGAAUCCGGAGCAAAACCAAAUGAUGUUGAUAKGGAAGGACAACCUCCUCUGUUAAAUGUUGCAAAACAGCAAGUGUUCAAGGUAAAGCCAGGACAUUUCUUUCCAGAUGUCGAAGAAGAUMAGAAAAAGYUCUUUGAAACGUGUGUGUCAUUUGGUYUUGAUAUCUGCAGUUCUGACAACGAAGGGCAAUCUAUAUUGACUAUUCUACUAAGGUCAGASGUCUAUGAACUUGCCAAUGCCUUAAUUGAGGUUGCCUGUGUGUCCUGCCCGUCAAUCUUGAAAAAUCUAGUUGAGACUAUAUGUAAAGAUGAGUCUACCCGUGCUAACUGGAAGCAGCUUCUCAUAGAAAAAAUCUUCAACUUAAGAACAUCUCCAUCCGAUUAUGAUCUUAAUGAUGCACUUUUUCAUUGCUGCACCAACAUCAAAAAGCUUCAUGAUCAAGGACAGAGAUUUCAAUUUGAAGACGGAAGUCAAUCUAGCGAGCCACCAGCUAAAAAGCGGAAAAUUGACCACACUGAAGACAUAAGCUCACCGCAAUCUAAUAUUGAGCUUGAUGAUACAGGAUUAACAUCUGUUCACCUGAACAUUGCAAGACAACUGCUUUUACGCGGGGCGGAUAAUAAAUYGUGCAUGGGUUUGUGCGAAAAUUUCCCAGAACUACAUUCCUUUUUGACCAAAAAAGUUGACCCUGACAGUGUGCCCAUGAUCAUUCCAUGGACUUCGUUUUCCAAAGCUCACGUAGACAAACUUAAAAGAGUUUCAAGGAAACAAAAUGUUGGCACCAUUGGCACGUACUGGUUUCAUAAAGAACCGAUAGGAGGUUGGUCGUUUGGUCAUGUUUUUGCAGGAAUCAACGAAAAAGAUGGAAGGGAGAUUGCAAUUAAGAAGAUUGAAAAAUUGCGUCUUGUGCGGCCAGAAGAUCAAAGAGAAAUAAGAAAUUUGACAGCAUUAGCAGAUUGUCAACAAGUCGUUAGCUACAUCUUCUUUGAUGACAGUGAUAAGGACUUUGUAUACAUUGUGCUAGAAUUGAUGGAGGGACAUCURGAUGAUUACUUUGCAAGUUCUUCGUUUAAUGCAAGUCGAAGCGUGCUGCUAUGCAAAGACAUUAUCGAAGGACUAUCGUAUCUACAUGGGCAAAAGUCAAAGCCAAUUCUUCAUCGUGAUCUCAAACCUGGAAAUAUCCUUUACAAACUCCAUCCGAAUCUUUGUCUUAAGGUUGCAGAUUUUGGUCUGAGCAGCCCUCUGACAACAGUUGGGACCACCGUCCUUGGUACCAAUGUUGGUACUCGAUGCUGGAUUGCUCCAGAAGUUAUAUCUUCUAGCACUUACCAGCAUUCUCCAUCGUCUGAUGUUUUUUCUUGUGGACUCUUGGUCCAUUACAUUCUUUCAAAGCAAACACAUCCAUUCAGCCCAGCGGAUUGCUCUAAUAAGAGCAAAGAAGUUAUAGAUGUCAAAACACAAAGCAAUAUGCUAAGCUACAACAUGAUUGGAUUUGAUAUAUCCCUUAGUCCUGAAGCAACACACCUAAUAAAAGGCAUGCUACAACAAGAUCCGAGUCACCGACCUUCUGCAGGCGAUUCACUAAGUCACCCUUUAUUCUGGACUCAAAAGAAGAAAAUGGAUUUCCUAUGUGCUGUUGGCAAUCAGUACGAGUUUGAAUGUCGAUCUACUAGUAAAGCAGCCUCUUAUCAUAAACCAACAGGAGUAGAAACUGAUCUUCAGAACAACUUCUCCAUCAUUGUAAGAUAUGCAAAGUGGGAUGACCCUAAUUACAAAGAUAUGGCAAAAGUCGUUGCCGAGAUGAAGAAACCAAUCGGAAAAGUAAACAAAAAGGGAGCAACCUACUUCCAAAACCCAAGAACCUACGAUACUAGUUCCGUGGUUGAGCUAGUUCGUUUCAUCAGGAACGCAAACAAUCACGUAUCUGAGCGCAGUCGACCACCUGACAUUAAGAAACUGAUUCUUGAGGACUUUGUGUUUUUGAAAGAAUUUCCACAUCUACUGAUGGAGGUUUACAAAGCUGUGACUACACAUGGGUGGGACCCCAGGGAAGAAAUCAAGUAUGCUAUGGCAUAUCAGGAGCACCAGCAAUGAAUUGCUUAUAGAUGUCGUCUCGUUUAAAGUUAGUCAUUUGGAAGAGAAACAAGCAUGUGUUCCACAAGCCUACUACAGCCUGGUGGUCCACAAGACAAGAAACUACCAAGAUUAACUAUAGAACACAUAGCUUUAAAUAUUUUGAACAGAAUAUAUUAGAAAAAUGUUGCAUCAAUCACUGCAUAAUCAAUUAAGUAUCAUUGCUAUAAUAAGCAACUCGUAAUAGAAUAAACGCCAGAGUACGCAUGCUCUGGAACAUUAAAACUUGAUUGGCAUAUUUUUAUGCCAUAUUAGGUAAUCAAAACUCGAUACAAAAUAUAUAGCCACUCGUAUUACGAAUAAUGAAUAUUUAAAGAUUUUCUUUCUUUAGAAAUAUUUUUCUAGAAAUGCAUUGAUGUUGACAAGUUUACAUUUUUAUUAUGGGUUUCUAGUGAUACGCAUCAACAUCACUGCAAAUAAGCAAUACGUAAAUUACACGUAUAUUCAUACGGAUACGCAAUAACAAUAUUGUAGAGCACGGAGUGCAAGAAACUUACGUUGUAGGAUACGUUUUAAUUCUCCUAUGCGUUUAUGGUGAUACACAUUACCAUUAGGGAAAUUACGCACGGAUAUACGUAAAACGAAUACGUAGCAAACGUAAGACAUCAUACGUAGUUUACACGCGUUUGAAUUACAUUAGUUUCUGAUACGCUUUGUCAGUAUACUGUGAAUCAUAAGAAGUUGACCUAAUUCACGGAAAUUAUUAGGAUACGUAGUAAUACGAAUAUACAGGAGUACGGAACGCAACACACGCACGUAGUUUACACGCGUUUGAAUUCCCUUAUUAGUUUUUGAUACGCAUUACGUACCAGUAUACUGUAAAUAAGAAGGACUUAAACUACGCGGAAAUUAGUAAAGGAUACGUAGUAAUAAGAAUAUUCAGACAUGUACGUAGGUUUUCACGUGCGUUUGAAUUCGUUAUUAGUUUCUGAUACGCAUUACGAGUAUACUGUAAAUAAGUGAAUGAUUCAUGUAGUAAUACGAAUAUUUAGGAGUACGGAACGCGAGACAUAUAUUAAGAUUUGGACUUUUUGAUGAUACGCGGCAGUACUUUGUAAAUAAGCAAUACACAUUUUCAGUAAAUAGCUAAAAAAAUAAAUAAUUAAAAAAUAAAUGUUCUUUUAAUAGCUAAAAGGAAAAAAAUCACAAUUAUGCGAAUUCCUUUGUUUUCUAUUGUCUUAUAUACGCUAUAAUCAGUUGUCCGGCUUUAGAAUAAAGUCAUUUAAUCCGUUUAAUUUGGUGAUUAAAUUGUAAUAGAGUAAAUAGACACAAAAGAAAGCAAUGCAACUAGAGCUCAUUAAAGUGUAUUAGUGCAUGUA
Molecule: messenger RNA, 3564 nt
Organism: Exaiptasia diaphana
Lineage: Eukaryota; Metazoa; Cnidaria; Anthozoa; Actiniaria; Aiptasiidae
Product: serine/threonine-protein kinase/endoribonuclease IRE1
Exons: 3
Coding region: 32-2206 (724 amino acids)
Biological process (GO): intrinsic apoptotic signaling pathway in response to endoplasmic reticulum stress; mRNA processing; IRE1-mediated unfolded protein response
Cellular component (GO): IRE1-TRAF2-ASK1 complex
Molecular function (GO): RNA endonuclease activity; protein serine/threonine kinase activity; ATP binding
Source: RefSeq, a predicted model, not a curated record